GAGAAACAAUAUCAGUGUGAUAUCUGUGGUAAAUCAUUUUCUACCAGUGGUGACUUAAAUAAACACAAACGUACACAUACAGGAGAAAAGCCACAUCAUUGUAAUAUCUGUGGUAAAUCAUUUUCUACAAGUAACAUUUUAACUGAUCACAAACUUGUUCAUACAGGAGAGAAGACAUAUCAUUGUGAUAUCUGUGGUAAAUCAUUUUCCCAGCAUUCUACGUUAAACAGGCACAAACGUAUUCAUACAGGUGAGAAGCCAUAUCAGUGUGAUAUCUGUGGUGAAUCAUUCUCUGAAAAUAGCCCUUUAACCAGACACCUACGUAUUCAUACAGGUGAAAAACCAUAUGAGUGUGAUAUUUGUGGUAAGUCAUUUUCUAGAAGUAGUCAUUUGUCUGGUCACAGACGUAUUCAUACUGGGGAAAAACCAUAUCAAUGUGUUAUCUGUGGUAAAUCAUUCUCUGAUAAUAGCAAUUUAAUCAAUCACAGACGAACCCACACAGGAGAGAAGCUAUAUCUUUGUGAUAUCUGUGGUAAAUCAUUCUCUCACAGUAGUGACCUGCCUAAACAUAAACGUAUUCAUACUGGGGAAAAACCAUAUCAUUGUGAUAUUUGUGGUGAGUCAUUCUCUCAAAAACGCCACUUAAGUACACAUCUGAGUAUUCAUACACUAGUCUAACAGUAUCAGUAUCAAAAUAUAUUACAACCCAGCAGGACAAGUGAGACCACAAUAUAUGGCCUCUACAUGGGAUGUAGCCAGUCCACUUAUGCAUACCUUUCCUUCUUGGGACACAAACCUUCGUUGUGAAGACCUGUUGACUCA
This is a messenger RNA of Octopus sinensis (East Asian common octopus), 822 nucleotides long. Its product is annotated as zinc finger protein 436-like. Gene Ontology annotation, cellular component: nucleus. The transcript has a single exon. The record is from RefSeq and is a predicted model, not a curated record. NCBI's taxonomy places the organism in Eukaryota, Metazoa, Mollusca, Cephalopoda, Octopoda, Octopodidae. Gene Ontology annotation, molecular function: DNA-binding transcription factor activity, RNA polymerase II-specific; RNA polymerase II cis-regulatory region sequence-specific DNA binding. The annotation marks the transcript as partial. Gene Ontology annotation, biological process: regulation of transcription by RNA polymerase II.